AAGGGCUGGGGUUCCCUUGGUGGCAAGGCAGCUCACACUCUCAUUGCAAGGAGUCACUUCGCACCCGGGUCUCCGAGCUUGGGCGAGCACAGAACGAUGGUCACACUUGAGUCGGAAUCAGAGUACUACGACGUUUUUGAGAUCCUCGGAAAGGGCACGUUUGGGGAAGUGGUGAAAAGCUGGAAGCGGAGCACGGGGGAGAUGGUGGCCAUCAAGAUCCUGAAGAAUGACUCCUACCGGAGCAGAAUCAUCAAGAAUGAGCUGAAGCUGCUCCGGGCCAUGUCGAGCGUGGACUCCAAAGAGUCGCACAUCGUCCAGUUCCACGAGUUCUUUCAGGACGAGUUCAAGUUCUACCUGGUCUUUGAGCUGCUGGAGCAAAACCUGUUUGACUUCCAGAAGGAGAACAAAUUUUCCCCUCUGCCCGUCCGCCACAUCCGGACGGUGACCACGCAGGUGCUGAGAGCCUUGGCCAAGCUGAAAGAACUCUCCAUCAUCCAUGCAGACCUGAAGCCAGAGAACAUCAUGCUGGUGGACCAGAUGAGGUAUCCUUUCUGGGUCAAGGUGAUCGACUUUGGCUCGGCCAGCAUCUUCAACGAGGUGCGAUACGUCAAAGAUCCGUACAUCCAGUCCCGAUUCUACCGGGCGCCAGAAAUCCUGCUGGGGUUGCCCUUCUGUGAGAAAGUGGACAUCUGGUCUCUGGGGUGUGUGAUGGCCGAACUGCAUCUCGGCUGGCCCCUCUACCCUGGGAACAGCGAGUACGACCAGAUCCGCUACAUCUGCGAGACCCAAGGCAUGCCCAGACCCACCCUCCUCAACGCAGCUAGAAAGGCCCACCUCUUCUUCAAAACCAACCAGCACCCCGAUUCGGCGAAUUCCUGGGAGCUGAAAACGCCAGCCCAGCAUCUGGCAGACACCAAGGUGAAGUCCGUGGAGCGGAGGAAAUACGUCCUGAAGUCCCUGGACCAGAUGGAGACGGUGAACACCCACAAAAUGAUCUACCCGGACUCCGAGGCCCUGGCAGAGUACUUUGACCUCCGGAGCAUGGUGGAGAUGAUCAAGAGGAUGCUGACCUGGGACUCCCACGAACGCAUCGCCCCCAGUGCGGCCCUGAAGCACCCCUUUGUUUCCACCCAACCGCUCAAGCAGAACUAUGGCUUCACCCAGUAUUACGAGUUCUGCUUGAGGAGCCUCCAUGAAUCGAGACCCAGCUACGGGAAGCCAUUGAUGGAGGAAACCCAGGCUUACACCUCCAUGGAAGAGGAUCCUUACUAUCCGGCUCAGAAGACCUUCAGGGAAGAGGACGCCCAUGGCGGCCAACGAACCACCAGCCAAACAGAUGGCCUCCACCUCCCCGAGGCAAGGCGGGAGGUGCCCCUGAAAGUGUGGGGGGAAGGGCCCAGCGAAGGAGGCUUUUAUGAGUCCCUCUCGGGACCCACCGAGGUAUCCUCUGGCCAGCGCAAGCCUUCCCACCAUGGCCUCCAGUGGCGCCACGAACAGGCCCAGCAAGAGCCCAUCCCGGCCUUCUAUAGGAACCGGCUCGGCAGCCCCAAGCUUCGAAAGACCUCCCACCAAGCCAAACUGGACCCCACCUUUGAAAACCUCAUCCUGCUGGGUGGGCAGUGCUCCCCAGAAGACACGUCACGCUGGGAGAAGGAGGGGAAGGCCCCCAGCACAGCCUCCUUGCCCGAGCCCAGCCACCCCAAGGACCAGGUGAUCUCACCUGCCGCUCAGCGAGCGGAGAUGGAGGUGUACGAGGGCUGGCUGCCUGAAAACGACUGGCUGGCAGAGAAGGACAUGGAGAGGGGGCCCCUCAGGGCCGUGCUGCACCCUCCCCGGAACCGGCAGCCCCUGCAGCCGUACUUGCACCACAUCGCCAGCCAUCACUGACCCUUGGGCCCCCCCGUCCAGGAAGGAGGGCAGGCACCAUGGAGAGAGAUCGCCCUGCUCAAACAGAUAACCUUUGUAGCCCUUACAUAUAUAGACCAUUUGUCGCUGCCCAAAACCGCUUCCUUAAUAAAAGCCAGCAUGCUAUUAUGACUGAGUGGUACAG
Pogona vitticeps (central bearded dragon) is the source of this 2050-nucleotide messenger RNA. RefSeq names its product homeodomain interacting protein kinase 4 (gene HIPK4). Lineage: Eukaryota; Metazoa; Chordata; Lepidosauria; Squamata; Agamidae. The record is from RefSeq and is a predicted model, not a curated record. Gene Ontology annotation, cellular component: cytoplasm; nucleus. Gene Ontology annotation, biological process: peptidyl-serine phosphorylation; peptidyl-threonine phosphorylation. Gene Ontology annotation, molecular function: protein tyrosine kinase activity; ATP binding; protein serine/threonine kinase activity.